ACUAUGAGAAGACAAAGGAAUGAAGUGGUGGUGGAGUUGAGAAAGAACAAAAGAGAUGAACAUCUUCUAAAGAGGAGAAAUGUGCCCCAUGAGGAUAUCUGUGAAGAUUCUGAUAUAGAUGGUGACUUCAGAGUGCAAAACACUUCUUUGGAAGCAAUAGUACAGAAUGCUUCAAGUGACAACCAGGGUAUUCAGUUAAGCGCGGUGCAAGCUGCAAGAAAGCUGCUUUCCAGUGAUCGCAAUCCACCAAUUGAUGACCUAAUAAAAUCAGGAAUAUUACCUAUUUUAGUGCACUGUCUUGAAAGAGAUGACAAUCCUUCUUUACAGUUUGAAGCUGCAUGGGCUUUGACAAACAUUGCAUCUGGAACCUCUGAACAAACACAGGCCGUAGUUCAAUCUAAUGCUGUACCACUUUUUCUGAGACUGCUGCAUUCACCUCACCAAAAUGUUUGUGAACAAGCUGUGUGGGCUUUAGGCAAUAUCAUAGGUGAUGGACCCCAGUGUAGAGAUUACGUUAUUAGCCUUGGUGUAGUGAAACCACUGCUGUCCUUCAUCAGCCCAUCUAUUCCCAUAACUUUCUUAAGAAACGUUACUUGGGUCAUGGUCAACUUGUGCCGUCACAAAGAUCCUCCUCCGCCGAUGGAAACCAUUCAGGAGAUCCUUCCAGCCCUCUGUGUUUUAAUUCACCACACAGAUGUAAAUAUAUUGGUAGAUACAGUCUGGGCGCUCUCAUAUCUAACGGAUGCUGGCAAUGAACAGAUCCAGAUGGUGAUAGACUCCGGAAUAGUCCCUCAUUUGGUUCCUCUUCUCAGUCAUCAAGAAGUGAAAGUGCAAACUGCUGCGCUGAGAGCGGUAGGAAACAUUGUCACUGGUACCGAUGAACAGACGCAGGUAGUUCUGAAUUGUGAAGCUCUGUCACACUUUCCAGCACUUCUGACACAUCCCAAAGAAAAAAUUAAUAAGGAAGCAGUGUGGUUUCUAUCGAACAUCACUGCAGGAAAUCAGCAGCAAGUUCAGGCAGUAAUAGAUGCGAACCUUGUUCCAAUGAUAAUACAUCUUCUAGAUAAGGGCGACUUUGGUACUCAGAAAGAAGCUGCUUGGGCAAUAAGCAAUUUAACAAUCAGCGGAAGAAAAGACCAAGUGGCAUACUUAAUUCAACAAAAUGUAAUUCCUCCCUUUUGCAAUUUGCUAACAGUAAAAGAUGCACAAGUUGUGCAAGUGGUUCUGGAUGGGCUAAGUAAUAUAUUAAAAAUGGCUGAAGAUGAAGCAGAAACCAUAGCCAAUCUUAUUGAAGAGUGCGGAGGCCUGGAGAAAAUUGAACAGCUACAAAAUCAUGAAAAUGAAGACAUCUACAAACUGGCUUAUGAGAUCAUUGAUCAGUUCUUCUCUUCAGAUGAUAUUGAUGAAGAUCCUAGCCUUGUACCAGAAGCAAUACAAGGCGGAACAUUUGGUUUCAAUUCAUCUGCCAAUGUACCAGCAGAAGGGUUCCAGUUUUAGAGUGGUAUUUUGGAAGUUAGGUACAAUGCAGCACUGAAUAAAAAAAAAAAAAGGUUUGAUCCAUCAAUCUUGGCUCAUGGGAUCCGCUGCUGCAUUAAAUCGGGAAAGAAAAUGUGAAGAUUUCAUUUGGAAUCACAGAAAAGCCCAAAUGAAGUCAAGAUGGCGAGUGGGUGCGAGUGAGAAUGAGUGGCAAAAUGUAAUGAAAAACUUCACACUGAAUGCUUAUUUAGAUUGUUCAAAGAAAAAGGGCUACAGGUCAAAGAUCUUCAGUGCCUGAGAAGGAACAAUGACUUACUAGAGCAAUUGGGGGGAAAUGCAGUACUACCAUCAUCAAGCCUUGUAAGCAUAAGAGAAUAGGAUGCCCAUAUAAGUCCAAGGAGAAUGAGCCCAGGCCUUGCUAUGAAGCACCGUGUGAAUGGACAACAUUGAAUGAAUGUCUGGACUCGAUGCUGUGGAGCCAGACUUAUGUUUCAAAUACGGGGCUCUUCAGUCAUGAAGCAGACUCCUAGUCCUGGAGUGGCGUGUGUACGAGAGUAUGGUUGUGAUGCUGUAUGUGAACGCAUGCAAGCUUGAUUCGCCUUCAGGGGGCUGAUAAUAAAACCUAGUAAAUCAUCAAAAUGAGUUCAUAAGUGUUAACUUACACUGGACACAAAACCAAGACCGGUUUAGCAGCAGACUCUGGUUUACUCCUGCAGCCUGUGUUUCUUUUUUCUUUUGUUUUUCCCCUCUUAUUUUUCUUUCAGUUAUUUUUAAGUUCUUUCCUGUAUGGCUUAUUAGUUGUUUGUAAAGUCAGAAUUUCAGGAAGGCUUCCCUGUGCAUUUGCACCAGAUGAAUGUUUGAUGUUAUGAAAAGCUUUCCAUAUCAUCAAAACUAAUUUGUAGAUUUUUGCAUGAGAAAGAUCAUACAUUUCCCUUCAACUAGACUGUGUUGCAGUACACAAGUUACCAUAAUAGUAGAAAGCAGUAAAAACGUGGUAAUAAAAUCUCAUCCUUUUCAUUUUCAAAGAUAACAUGAAGACCUUUGCAUGUGGUAAUCUACAGCAUAGUUCAUUUUUAGAUUUUGUUGAGUCCUGUAACCAAAUGUUUCCGUUGUGGUAGAAUACCGUGCUGUGUUUCAAUGUUACUUGUUUUCAAACUUUGUUUUCUAUGAAAAUGAUAUGGAAACUUCUAAAAAUGGAAUUUGGUGCAUAUGUACUGCCGAAUAAAGACCGAAAAAGAGGUGUGAA
Molecule: messenger RNA, 2722 nt
Organism: Numida meleagris (helmeted guineafowl)
Lineage: Eukaryota; Metazoa; Chordata; Aves; Galliformes; Numididae
Gene: KPNA4
Product: karyopherin subunit alpha 4
Biological process (GO): NLS-bearing protein import into nucleus
Cellular component (GO): cytoplasm; nucleus; nucleoplasm
Molecular function (GO): protein binding; nuclear import signal receptor activity
Source: RefSeq, a predicted model, not a curated record